AUGGCCAAGAAAAAAGGGAAAGCAAUAGGUAAUGGAAAAGCAGCUUUAAUACUGGCUGCUACUCAAGUUCCUCCUCAACCUCCUAGGUUGCCUGAGCGUGUCGAGGAAUGUCAUGAUGAUGAUGAUUACAUUCCUGAUGGGGACAUGAUUGAAGAGUUGGAUGCAAAUGAAGAAAUAAAUGAUGAAGAAAUGAAUGGUGCAGUGCAAAAUCAUGAGGAUACAAUGAAUGAGGAUCAGAUGAAUGAUGAACUUGGAAUUGAUCCAAGACAGAGCAAUGGCCCAGAACCAACCCUUAAAGCCCCUGUUGAUGCAAAUGGAAAAGUGAUUGUCAGGUGCAAAAGAGGAAUGUUUCUUGAUUAUGAGGUCAGUCACAAAGCUGUUGCUAUCAUGCGCCAAUUUUUUAAUGGUCCGUGAUUGUCAUGGAGGGAGGUCCCUACACAUGCUAAAGUUGGAAUGUGGAACAAAUUUGAGGAGAUACACACAAUUCUUCCAGGACAAUUGCAUCAUGUGCAUGAAGUUUGGAACAAGCAUUGUCAGCGACGAUUGACAACCUCAUUAGGGAAGGUCAGAAGCCAAAAGCUUCUGGAAGCAAAAGGAGAUUUAAACAAAGCCCGUGAUAAACCCCCUAAUUGGAUCUCUAGAGAAAAUUGGAAUAAGCUAAUUGAUAUUUGGAUCUCCCCAAAAUGGAAGAAGAAAUCAGAAGCCAACAAAAAUAAUAGAAACACCAUGAAGAACGGUAGCAUCUCUAAACACUGUGGAGGAUCAAUCACAUUUGUCAAUCAUGACGAACGAUUG
This is a messenger RNA of Phoenix dactylifera (date palm), 795 nucleotides long. NCBI's taxonomy places the organism in Eukaryota, Viridiplantae, Streptophyta, Magnoliopsida, Arecales, Arecaceae. The record is from RefSeq and is a predicted model, not a curated record.